AUGUUCAGCUUGGAAGGCAAAAACGCGCUCGUCACCGGCGCGACCGGUGGUAUAGGCGAGGCAAUUGCCCGGGUGUUGCAUGCCCAGGGAGCAUCGGUUUCCCUGUCAGGCACACGUGCCGAAAAGCUGGAAGCCCUUGCGGCGGACCUUGGCGAACGCGCGUUCGUGACACCUGCAAACUUGUCCGAUCGUGAUGCGGUCGACGCCUUGUUGCCGUUGGCUGAAGAGAAAAUGGGUUCUGUGGACAUUCUCGUCAACAAUGCCGGAAUUACCCGUGACAAUAUCUUCAUGCGCAUGAAGGACGAAGAGUGGGACCAGGUUCUGGAGGUCAAUCUGAGUUCCGGUUUCCGCCUUUGCCGUGCUGCAAUCAGGGGCAUGAUGAAACGUCGUACCGGCCGCAUCAUCGGCAUCACAUCGGUUGUCGGUGUGACCGGCAAUCCGGGGCAGGUCAACUAUGCUGCCGCAAAGGCGGGAAUGAUCGGAAUGUACAAGUCUCUGGCACGCGAGGUGGCCAGCAGAAACAUCACCGUCAAUACGGUUGCGCCCGGAUUUAUCGAAACAGCGAUGACCGAUGCGCUGAACGACAAGCAAAAAGAAUCAAUUCUGACGAGCGUUCCGGCAGGCCGUCUGGGCACGUCGGCGGAGAUUGCCUCUGCCGCGCUUUAUCUUGCCAGCGACGAGGCGGCAUACAUCACUGGCCAAACACUGCAUGUGAACGGUGGCAUGGCCAUGAUUUAA
Effrenium voratum is the source of this 738-nucleotide messenger RNA. The record is from the annotation of a GenBank genome assembly. Lineage: Eukaryota; Dinophyceae; Suessiales; Symbiodiniaceae.